AUGAAGACAGGCUUGCCAUCAUCGGCUGCUGAAAUAUUCAAUCCCUCUAAGGCCUGGUGGAUUAUUCAGGCUCCAUGGAUCAUUAGCCUCCCCAGGAGGCAGCAGGUGUGCCAACCUAGAUAUUGGUCUCGCCUCUUUGGCCCCUCGCAACGGGACCGUAAAUCAGCAAAGUGGUGUGGCGGCCCUGGGGUAUACGUAAUGAGAAUGCGGGGUCAGAAGAUGUAA
This is a messenger RNA of Nezara viridula (southern green stink bug), 225 nucleotides long. Lineage: Eukaryota; Metazoa; Arthropoda; Insecta; Hemiptera; Pentatomidae. The record is from the annotation of a GenBank genome assembly.